AGAAAUAUGCAUGUUCAUCUGGCAGCCUGGCUCACACUUUCUGCGCGAAUGAGACAGCAUGAGUACACUUCUUAUUAGCUAAAUGUGCAGCACUAGCGGCGGCAGCAGCCAUAGGAUAUAGUUGUCAGUUUAGUUUCAGUUUAGUUUCUCCAUUCAACGAAUAAUUUAAAAUUUCAGUCUUAUUUGAUGUGUGAUUCAUACCAACGCGUUAAGUUGCCAAUCCUGGCAUCGUUAAUUCUCGAGUGGUCAAUGUGUUAGUAAGACAAGCUAGAAAGAAGAAAUUGUAAUACGUUAAUAUAAUUCAACGAAACCAUAAUACAAUUAUCACAGCGUACAAAAAUAUAAGGAAAAAGUUGAAAUAGUAAAAAUAACAAAAAGUGACCAGAAAAACGUAUUUACGAAAAGUCUAGUUGCAUACUGCAACAUAUUCAGCAUUUGGACACUUCAAAUUGUAAAUUGAUUCUGAAUUCUCAGCAUUGCUGGCUGUUUAGCUUGGUUCUUUUCGGAAUCCUAAACCAGUAAUUUGCCCCUUGUGCACCCUAUUCUAUACAUAAGUUGGGCAAUAAAUAAGACCAGUAUUCUAAACCGAAGCUACAAUAUUUAUAGUUUCUACCUUUUCCGGGUGAUUUCGUUUGCUGAUUGUUGGUGUAUUUUUUGACAACAUAUUGAAGUUUCUUUUCCCCAAACUAUUAAUGGAAUAAUUAUGUCAUGGGAUCGUGCACGCGACGACACUUUAUGCUGUCAACAUGCUUAUUGCAAAUGAUAACAGUCAUCCAGCGCCAAGUAUUCGAUUUUCUCGGAUACAUGUGGGCGCCUAUAUUGGUUAAUUUCUUUCAUAUAAUAUUCAUCAUAUUGGGAUUUUAUGGAGCAUAUCAUUUUAGAAUUAAAUAUAUAAUAACGUAUUUAAUAUGGGGCUUCAUUUGGAUUGGUUGGAAUGCAUUUUUGAUAUGCUUUUAUUUAAAUGUAGGGUUAUUGGAUCGGGACAGCGAUCUGCUAAAUUUGGGUACCGGUAGCGUCUCAUGGUUUGAGGUGAACGGCUAUGGUUGCAAGCCAACAUAUCCCGUAAAUAUUACCUCUAAUGAUCCAUUUCGUCCAAUAAGGCCUGAACAUGUUGAUGACUGUCUAUUAGAUUAUACCAUAGUCGAAAUUAUACAAUCUGGUGUACAAUGUACUUUAGCGUUAUUUGGUAUUUUAAGCGCUAUAUUAAUAAGUUAUAUAUUCCUCGACGAAGACGACAGAUUCGAUUUCGUGAAUGGCGAUGCGAAGAGUCCCCAGCAUACUGUGGUCCAUCCAAUGUACGUGAGUUACAGCAGCAUACCGACCUCAGCCAGCGCUAGCGCUACAUUGCUGUCAAAUAAGCAUCACAACAAUCACCAAGAAGCACUUAACAACAAUAACAGUAACAAUAGUAAUAAUCAGCAACUGCAACUGCAUCAGCAGCAGCAGCUUCAUCAUCAGCAACCUGAAAAUUUUAACAGUAACACAUUUCUAAUACACACAAACACCGUCAACAACAACAGCCAUAGCCAUAGUAAUAAUCAUACUCAGAGUCACAGUAAUAGGCGCAGUCGAAGCCGCGGCAAUAGCAACAACCAAAGUUGUAGCGGGGAAUCGAAAAAUACUGAUGUCGGCGUCAGUAGUGGCCAGAGUCACUAUCCCUAUUUACGCGGAAACAGCACUAUAACCCGAAUACUCUAUAGUCCGAAGAAUAGUAAUAAAAUCGCUUCGUCUACGGGCAAUACGAUUGCACCGACAGACAUUCUGCAACGACAACAAUCGCUGCCUCACACUCAUACGACCACUCUACAGAGUGCGCAUUAUUAUGACGAUAGCACUGCGAAGGCAGACCAAUUGUAUACGAAUAGUAAUCGAAGACAGUUCCUAAAUGGAAUCACAUAUCAGCAGCAGCAACAUGCUGGCACAACAAACUCUUCGAUGAACGACAAUACCACAUCCUCGCUUUCGUAUGCAUCGCUACAGAAUUCCAAUUUGAAUUUAACACAGAGCUUGCGUGGAGUUGGCGGUGGACAAGGAAGUGGGUUCAUCUACAUGAGCGCGGGUAAAGGCUAUGAGGGAGGCGGAGGUAUUAGUGGAGGUGUGUGCGGUGUAGGUUCCAGCUCUGGAGGUGGUUUCGGACGUAGCUUUGGCCUGACCACCGCCUCCUCGCAAGCAACGCUCAGUCCGCUAAGCAACAGUCAGUUUAGUCUGACCAAUAGUAUUAAUAAUAAUUAUAGCAACCAUAAUGUUAACAACAACAACCACGUUGCAUUAAAUAACCUCACCAACUAUACUAUCAAUAAUAACAAUAAUAAUGGUAGCAUGGACAGCAGCAUUGGUGGUGGACGUUUUGCACGCAUCCAUUCCAAACCGAAGCCACCAAAAUCAACCAGUUAUAGUAGCUUCAUCAAUAAUGGCAGCGCCGCCACGAGCCUCACGACAGGCAAUGUCAGUCCGGGUAGUUCCAUGACAAAUGUUAAUCAUUCCGAUAAAUACUCCCUAAUGUCCAAUGAGCGUUUGUCUCGCAAUCUCGAGGAGGGUCUGGAGGACGACACAUUUUCUUUGCAAAAUUUUAGAACCGAAGACGGCACCACAUAUGUGCCCUUUCAAAAGCCCACGCCGGGUGCUGCGUUGUUUGUGGGACAAAACAAUAAGAACAACAAUCCUUCGUAUGUGUCCUUAAAUUCCUAUGCGGUCGCACAGUUCUCUCCCAACAACAAUAAUAACAACGGUAGUUCAAAUGCGCUUAACAGUAAUAAUAAUUCUAUGCCACAUUUUGAACGCAAUAUUUCGCAGCCGGCGUCACCUCCGCUACGCCCUCAGCAUGCAAGUGAAGGUGGAGGAGGUAACAGGGAUGAGAUACUUCUCGAGCGUGGUGCCAUACUCCAACCAGCACACAACUACCAGACGCAAGCCCAACAUUUAUCAGGACCACCGCGAGGUGUGUCACAACAUCAGCAGCCUCAGCCCCAGUCGAUAUUAAAUCCUGCCAACCGUUUUCUCUAUCAACAAAACGGCAUGUCAUUCCAUCCAGCUUACAAUAAGUCCAUACCAGUGCCAUCAUCUAGCCACAAGAACACACACUCAUCACCGUCCAUACAUGCGUCAUAUCAUCAUUUGAUGAUGAACCCUAUCGGUAAACAACCGCCACGACCUACAAACAUUCCAUUACCCACCAUACCCACACACACAUUUGACACACCUGUUUCGCCCUCAGAGGUUACGCCUCCACCGCCGCCCACACCACGUCCACAUAUUUUUCAACCUCGUUCUGGCCAUGCGCCCUACCCAGACCUGUCACCUGAGGUAACGGAGAAAUAUUCGAUGCCUACGCAAUAUGUGCCGCGUUCGCCGGUUGCAUCACGUAUUGCGCGCCGUCAACGUCAGCUCCAACAACCACAAAAUUACCAACACCACCAUAACCGAAUCGCACAGCCGACAACGCAUCACGCAAACAUUUCGUCGAAUUUUUGCGACCAAGUGCGUGAUGCGCCACCCGGCUAUAUUGUGGAAGCUGGCUUCAGCAUUGUGCGCGCAAAAAGUUAUGAUCGCUUAGCGUCCGCGUCUUCUACUUCCGGCUCAGUGCGUCGGGAAGGCAAAGCAAGUGAUGUGCACUCACAAGCACAAAUAAAUACCGAAGCAGCACCGCAUGUAAAUCGAAGGAGCGGGCGACGAGAUAUUGCAGGACGUGUGCGUCCGAGUUCCUAUUGCAAUUCCAUGUCGGGUGGGGAGGGCGUAAUACGUGGUAGCUUAGUUUACGAGUGUGACAUUGUGGCCGAGAGCGGUGUUAAUGGUUGCAGAGAUUCCUGUGAUGCAGGUGGUAGUAGUAGUGGUGUAGAGGCGAGCGGUAGAAAUAUUGGUGGUGAUCAGUUGGCAUAGGCAGAGACUGGUAAAGUGAAUAGUACAGAGUGGGGAGCCCAAAAGGGGCGAAAUCUUAAAGACCGUACAAGGUAUUAAAAUAAAAAGAUUAAGACGCCAAGGAAAGGGAAGAUAUUUUUGAGAUAAUGUCAGAAUUCACUUAUUAAGCCAACUGAAAAGGGGAGCAUAGUUUUUUAUUAGAAUUUUUGAAGAUAAAGAUCUGCAAAGCCAGGAAUAUUCAUGGAUAUUGUUGUUUUUAACUCCCGAAGCCGUUAUAGAUUGCACUUACUGUCUCUCCAAAGUCACUGAGAACUGCCACUAUUUCUAUGGGAGCUUCUUAUAUUCCCAAAGGACAUGUUAAUAUAUUUUCAUAUCCGUCUUCACGCACUCAAAAGCUCUCACUAUCACUGAUAAAAUCUCUCGACGCUUCUUCCGUCGUUUCCUUACGCUGUGUCUCUAAAUUUUAUCGUUUCAUACUCAAAUUUCAUACCAAAAAUUCAUGCAAUUUCGUAUUAAUGUAGAAAACAGUUUGUAUCUCAGAUUGAUAUGCUUUAUUUCCUAAUUUUGUUAUUGUUUUUUUUUUUAUUAAUCUUUCGUUUUUUAGACUGGUAGACAAUGAUGGCUGAAUUUUCUUAUUACACUCAUUUGCAACACUUCGUUGAUUAUAUUGAAACUUUUAUUAAGCUCGCUCAUUAAAGUCAAAAGACUUCUCUUUCUCAUCCUUCUCUACGGAAAAAGCUUUGCUUGUGCGCGUACUACACAUAUACACAUAUUAUAUAUACUCGUGUAUGAAUGUUGUAUGAGUUGAUGUUGCUGUUGCCACUAAAGUGAAGUUGCUACAAUAGAAAAUAUGUUGAUUCCAAAACAGGCCGAAGAAAAGCAAAACAAAGAUAAAUGUAUGUACUUACAUAAUCACCAUGUGAAUUUGUUCGCUUGAAGUUGAAAAGUUACAAAAAUAAUAUCUUCUUUUCUAAUAGCAUGAAUGAUAUUUGCAAAAAAAAAAAAUGAUAAUUAUAAAAAAACAUUUCAUGUUGUAUACUAAAAAUGGUAUUAAAAAAUAUAUAAACAAAUUGUUUGCGAAAUAUUUGGUGUUGUUAGAUUGUGUAUUUUAAAAAUAUGUAUUAUGCUAACUAACUAAGGCAAAGGAUGUACAUUUAUGUAUAUAUUAUAUAUAUAAACAUUAUGAUCAAGUUGUUUUAAUUUUAAAUAUUAUUAUUUAAUAAUAUGUAUCUACAUAAUUACAAAGUAUACGUACAUACGUAUGAGUAUAAAUAUUGGGUAUAAUAAUUGUUUUUAACGAACUGACAGGCCUUUACGAAACUAGAGCCACAAAUGCGAUUAGGUACAUACGCAUUUAUAUACAAGAUGAUAUACUUAAACCUAAGCUUAAAUUAAAAUAUAGUUUUAAGCCAAAACGACGGUGCAAUCACCAGCUAGCACUAAAAGAGAGGGGAAAGAGUGAGUUUUGAGGGCAAGAAAGAGAAAUGGAGACACUUUAUAUUUAUACUUGCUAUUUAUUAGAGGAAAAAAUGUUGAAAACGCUAGACAACGUUUGGAAAA
Messenger RNA from Ceratitis capitata (Mediterranean fruit fly), 5415 nucleotides. It is a transcript of the gene NKAIN, whose product is annotated as sodium/potassium-transporting ATPase subunit beta-1-interacting protein. Lineage: Eukaryota; Metazoa; Arthropoda; Insecta; Diptera; Tephritidae. Bases 709 to 3876 code for a protein of 1055 amino acids. Gene Ontology annotation, biological process: regulation of sodium ion transport. The record is from RefSeq and is a predicted model, not a curated record. The transcript is spliced from 7 exons.